Molecule: messenger RNA, 1983 nt
Organism: Teleopsis dalmanni
Lineage: Eukaryota; Metazoa; Arthropoda; Insecta; Diptera; Diopsidae
Product: trichoplein keratin filament-binding protein
Exons: 1
Coding region: 82-1761 (559 amino acids)
Biological process (GO): apoptotic process
Cellular component (GO): keratin filament
Source: RefSeq, a predicted model, not a curated record
AACAAAGAGAAAUUCACUUUUUUUAAUAUAGAAAUUAUUAAAAUUUUUUUCAUUUUCUAUAUUUUCAGUUAAUACCGCACCAUGCCUUUGAACACAGAACAGUUGCAGGCGGCCUAUGCACACCGCCGUGAUAUGGAAGUUCAGCACGCAGAACGAGUUGAGGCUGUUAAUCAGUACUACAAUCACUGGAAUAAAGUAACAAGUCGUUAUGCUAAUUGGACCAAACCAGAGUAUUACGAAAAAGCUGAAGCGAAACUUAAAAAGAAGAGAGAAAAUAUUGAAAAAGAGAAAUCUCUCAAGGAAAGACGAGAAAAGUUACGUGAAUUGCUGAAGAAAGAAACAGAUAUGUAUGAAAAGGAGAUACUUGAAAAAAAGAAGCCAAGGCAUCGAAGAAUUACCGCAGAAACUGAGAUGUUGGAAAGAGUCUAUGGUAAUGAACAAUUGCGGCAGAAUAUGAAACGUAAAUUAGAAAUGGAAGCCAAAUUAUUUGGCAGAAUGCGUUAUGGCAAUGAUGACGAAAAUGCAUUAUUUAAGUCUAAAUCUGAUAAUCAGGUACUGGCCAAACUAAAUUGGCUAGAUAAAAAGAUAGAUGAUCAAAUACAACGUGAUAAGGAUGAAGCCGAAGCGCGAGAACAGAAUUUGCGUUUGCAAGAAGAAAUAAACAAAGCUGAACAAGCACAAAAGGAGUGUCAAGAAAUACGUGAAAAAGAAAUCCAAGAAAUUAGUACACUACAAGAGCGUCAUAUGAAGGAACUCAAGGAACGACAAGGUGAAACCGAACAAUUAAAAAAAAAAGAAAAUGAAAUGCGUGAUCAGCUGGAAGACUUGGAGAAAGAAUUCAUAUUGUUAAAUGAGAGCGCAAAGGUUGUGUGUAAACCAAUUGAAGGUUUAAACGCUUACAACCUCAAAAAGAUAAAAGUAGUUAUGCGUGCACGUUCUGAUAUCUACCGUAAGCUAUUGCAACUUUCAAUAGAUAUUCUAAAACGUGUACAGCCAGUAGCCACUAAGCGUGAAGAUUUUGAUCAUUUGAUUAAGAAAUAUCAGGAUGAACUUGGGAAUGAAGCGCUUAUACUUUCACAUAUUGAUGCAAUGUAUGAAUCUGAAGCAAAAAUCUGUAUGCAAGGUUGUGAAAAGAAAUGGCAGGAUGAGCAUAUGGAACGCUAUGAAGCAAUCAAAAAUUUGUUAAAUACGGAGCAAGUUAACUUAUCAAUGAAACUAGAUGAAAAUUUAAAAAAGCAAAACGAUGUUUUAGACAUACGCACUGCACAUCUUACUUCUAUCGAGACAUUAAAUGAAAAAUUGAAACAGCUGACAGAGGAGCAAGAACAAUCUGGGAAUGCCAUUUUAGAUGUACGAAAACUAACACCAAGACCUGUUGUAUCAAACGCAGUCAUUCCACAAACAGAAUCUGCAGUGAAUACGCCACGAUCAACUAAUUGCAGUGAAAGAGUCAAGAGUUUGAUACAAGGGGAAGAAAACGUUCCUUCACCGCGUUUACUAAAACCCACUGUUUCGAAUAAUAAAUUACCAGAAGCGGAAUCCCCAGUGAGUACACCACGUUCAACAAAAUCCGUUGAUACUGUCAAAAGUUUAUUAGAGCUCGAACGAAAUGCUUCUGAACCUCAAAUAACAAAAUCAAUUGAAAACCUUAGCAUUGCAGGUAGCGUCGAUGAACAAAUUAAAAGAACUAGUCCCUCUGUAGUCAGUAUUCAAAGUGCUCAGCGUCCUAAAUUUGGACGCAAAAAGGUUGCGUGGAAUUAAAUUUCGAAAAUGAUUGAAUAUUUAAAUUUUUAAUGGAAGCGGGUAUUAGAUAGUUAAGAUAUUAUGGAGAACAAAAUUGAAUUGGAUGGACAAGAAAGUCUAAUUGUUAAAGAGAGCUAAAUUUUUUAAAGAAAUAUGUAUAUUUUUCAUGCUAUAUUUUUUUUUUGUUUGUAAAAUUGGUUAUGUCUUAUUUUGAUGUGAAGAGAUAUUGAUAAUGUUUAU